Messenger RNA from Halteromyces radiatus, 1447 nucleotides. Its product is annotated as iron permease FTR1 family-domain-containing protein. Gene Ontology annotation, cellular component: high-affinity iron permease complex; plasma membrane. Gene Ontology annotation, biological process: iron ion transmembrane transport. NCBI's taxonomy places the organism in Eukaryota, Fungi, Mucoromycota, Mucoromycetes, Mucorales, Cunninghamellaceae. Gene Ontology annotation, molecular function: ferrous iron transmembrane transporter activity. The record is from RefSeq and is a predicted model, not a curated record. The transcript has 3 exons. Bases 56 to 1213 code for a protein of 385 amino acids.
UUUUUUUUUUAUUUCUACAACUUAACACGCCUUGUUAAUAGAAUAAAUUUUUAUCAUGGCUUCUGAAGAUUAUUUCAAUGUGCCCAUCUUUUUCAUUCUUUUUCGUGAAACUACUGAAGCCUCUAUUAUUGUCUCGGUUCUCUUAUCGUUCCUGAAAAUGACCUUUGACAAUGAUUCUCUUCUUUUCAAACGUUUACGGAAACACGUCUGGCUUGGUGCUGUCUUAGGUUUAGUAAUCUGUCUUUGUAUUGGUGCUGCCUUUAUUGCUGUUUGGUAUACUGUUUUGACUAAUCUAUGGGGUGAUGCUGAACUAAUCUGGGAAGGUGCCUUUAGUUUGAUUGCUACUAUUAUGAUUACCGCCAUGGGUCUCGCUUUCCUCAAGGCUGAAAAACUUCAAGAUAAAUGGAAGAUCAAAUUGGCCAAAGCAAUGGAAGUUGGACAAAAAGGAAAAAGACAAAGUUUCAAACAUUGGAUGCAAAAAUAUUCCUUCUUCUUAUUACCCUUCAUCACUAUUUUACGUGAAGGACUUGAAGCUGUAGUCUUUAUUGGUGGUGUCUCAUUAAAUGUUCAAGCCAAAUCAAUUCCUAUUGCUGCUAUUACUGGUUUCCUUGCUGGAUCUUGUGUAGGUUUAAUUAUUUAUCGUGGUGGUUCCAUGUUACAAUUACGUUGGUUUUUUAUCUUUUCUACUGUGAUUCUCUAUUUGGUGGCUGCUGGUUUGAUGUCCAAAGCGGUUGGUUUCUUUGAACAAUAUCAAUGGAAUAAAGUCAUCGGUGGUGAAUCCGCUGAAGAAGGCGGUAAAGCGAUUCCCUAUAAAGUGACUACUUCUGUAUGGCAUGUAUCUUGGGGUAAUCCUGAAAAUUAUACUGGCUCUACAGGUGGAUAUCAAAUCUUCAAUUCUAUUCUUGGAUGGAACAACACUGCAACUAUUGGUACCAUUGUUAGUUAUUGUCUUUAUUGGAUUCUUAUUUCUUUUUAUUUGGUUUACCUCUUCUUCAAACAACGCCAUACUGCUAUUGCUAAAGCUGAACGAGGUGAAUUCUACGAAGAAGAAGAUGCCGAUGCGGCCUUACAACAUGCGAAAAAGUUUGUCAAUCAGGACGGGGUUAUCUUGGGUACUGAUGAAGUUACAACUGAUGGUGAAUUGGAUGAAAAGGUGGCGGACCCGGAAAUCGGUUUGGAACAUGAAAAACAAGUGGUGGAACCAACGAAAUAAAAACGACAUUUUGUUUCUUUUUAGUUAGUCCUCUUCUCACACAUCAUCAUCAUUAUUAUUGUUAUUAUUUUCAAUCAUUAUUUUUCUAUUCUUCUUGACUCUUCAUAUUUAUUAUUGUAUAUUUACUUUGUUUUAUUACUUGUAUUUCAAUAAAUUGAAUCUUACCAUUUUUUUAUCUUUUGGUCUUUCCGAUUUUCACCGUUCCGGACAUCAAAUCAAAAAAAAAAAAAAAAA